Molecule: messenger RNA, 1775 nt
Organism: Vavraia culicis subsp. floridensis
Lineage: Eukaryota; Fungi; Microsporidia; Pleistophoridae
Exons: 1
Coding region: 1-1269 (422 amino acids)
Biological process (GO): protein prenylation
Cellular component (GO): cytoplasm
Molecular function (GO): protein prenyltransferase activity
Source: RefSeq, a predicted model, not a curated record
AUGAUAAUUCAUAACAAGCAGUCAAGACCGGACAAUGAAAACGAUGAUCUAGAGCUUCUCUUCAAUCUGAAAGCAAAUCACACAUCAAAAGAAGACUUGGUACAUCUUUUACAGCUCAUGCCCGAUGAUUAUGCGCUGGUCAGCGAGUUGAAGAAAUUUGGGUUGGACGGGAUGGUAAAGGUAAGUGAGAAACUGCUCGCCAUGAAUGUAAAAGGUUAUAGCGCAUGGUAUUAUAGAGAAUGGGUAAUGAGGAAGUGUGCUGGUAGUUGCCGUGAAAAGAUGCCAGACGAAGCUAAAGGAAGACAAACGUGUGAUGAUUGGUGGGAUGGUGCCAAGCUUACAACGAUCAUUGGUAACACGUCAAAAAAGGAACAAACUGCACCCGAAGAACGCAGAGAAUUGCUGUUAAUCAGGCAGCUGCUCGUUUACGACAGCAGAAAUUUUCAUUGCUGGAAGUAUCUGCUAUCGAUGAACAAAACAACCGAGUUUGCCACGUUUUGUCUUAAAAAUGACAUUCAAAACUAUUCAGCACUUCAUUACGUCCGGGACCACGGACUGACGUAUUGGAACGGACUCGUUGAAGCACAAAAUGAGGGCAUGUUCUACAAAAUGAAGUAUCCGAAAGCGUUUAGGAUGCGAAUAGUGCGAUCAGAAAGCAGAUAUGACUUUGCUUUUCUAUUUAGAGAACUGUUUUAUGGAAGCAUACUGUGGGAAGGAAGAUCCCUGGCACUGAACGGUGAGAUAUUUUACGAAAUCAAGAAUGUGAGCACCGAUAGGGUGUACACGCAGCUAAAAUGUGACAAAUGGUCAUACUCUGGUUGGUUACAGUGGGGACACGGUGAUUGCGGAGAUGUGAAUGUAAUUGUUGAAGGUCCGUGUAUGGGUUGUGAUGAAAGGAUUGCUGGCGAACCGUGCAGUUGUAAAAAGAAAAGCAACGGCGUAAGCUCAGGCGGUAAUUGGAAAGGAAUCAGAGGCGAGCGCAGUAAUUUCAAGCAGCAAAAACACGAAUCUGAAUCUUCCAGCUGUUCAUGUGAUGACCAUAUCAUAACAGCGGUGUACGAGAAGGAAAAGGUGGUGCUUAACGAUCUGAAGGGCACAAACAGGUUUUUACUGGUACGUCUGUUGGAGCGUAUGAGGUGUCACAGGGCAAUGAUGAAGAACAAGUUGAAGGAGUUGGACGGGAUGAGAAAAAAUUUCUAUGAAAUUAUUAAUUGGUGGGAGGUUGAUGUUCAUGAUGGUUUACAGUACAAUAGAAGGAAUAAACAGUGAAAUGUGUUUAUUAAUUCACAUUGUGGUGGAGUAAGUAGCCGAUCUGUGGUAAUAUUGGCAGUUCGUUGUAGUUAGCAUUCCUAUAAAAAAUAUUUAUAGUUUGUGUCCUAUGUCUACGUUAGACAUGCUGAACAACAAGAAAGGUGUAGUUUAUCGAUGAUAUUUCUAAAUGCGAGGAGGAUAAGAGUAAAAUGUGUGGCAUUUACUUCGGAAGUGCUAAUUAUGGAUCGAAUACCAAACAUGUUUUCUUUGCUACGUAGUAGGUUUUUAGGAAUUAUCUUUUUUUGAAAAUUCUUGGAAAGAAGCGUUUUUGAAGUGCUUCUGGGGAUAUUGCUCAAACCACGGCUUGUGAGUUAAGGUCAUUGCUACGAUUGCAGCAUGCCUUUAUGUUAUGUUGAUGAUGUACAUAAAUGUACUAGCAAGCUGGUGCGCUGAUUUCGUCUAUGAACCAAGGAUCAAUUAUUACGUUCGGUCCAAGUGGUACAAAAAAGCAUGUUGGUUUAAGU